AUGGGCGACGAGGCGACGGCGAUGGCCGUCAAGCUCGGCCUACGCUCGUAUGGCGAGAAAAAGUCGACGUAUCACGACAACGCGUCCGAGCUCUUCUCGACCGUGCCCGGUGUCCCAACGGUCGCCCGCCGCCGGCCGCACCGCCAGCGCUCCAACUCGACCUUCAUGGAGCUCAUGCUGCACAAGACGCCGCCCGCCGUAGCGCCAAUCAAGACACCGCCCGCAGUGGCGGUCCCCGAGACCGAGUCAAAGCAGCGCGGUAGGACCAGCGAGCACGUCUACGCCAAGAACCAAGUCGUGCCACUCGACCACCCAGAAAGCGCGCCGUCGUCGCGCGAAGAGAGCCGUCAACAGCAAUGUCACGUGAGCCGCCGCCUCUCGCACGAACCCGCGGCGCCGCGGGCCCUCACGCCCGCGAGUCUGUUUGCCGACAAAUGCCACAAGCUACAACUGGUGCCCGAGCCCAUUAUUGCAAAAGCGCGUGAGAAAUGCUGCAACGGCCGCUUGCACCUCGGCUCGUACAGCAUGGGCGACCAGCUCGUGGGCGCGCUCGCCGAGAGCUUGGCGAGUAUCGAGACGCUCACCAACCUCAACCUUCACGGCAAUCGACUCACGACCGCCAGCAUGAGCGAGCUCACGCCGGCGCUCCUCCGAAGCUCGGUGCAGGCGCUGGACCUGUCGUGGAACAACCUCGGCCUCGGCGGCGUCGUGCACCUUCUCCCGCUGCUCUCGGCGUCGCACUCGCCGCUGCUGGAGCUCAACCUCGAAAACAACCUCCUCGGCGACAAGCCCGUCGUUUUGCUGGCAAAUGCGCUAGCCGACUCGCCGCAGCUGCAGACGCUCAACCUCACGCGGUGCAACAUUGGCCACCAAGGUGCAAUGGCGCUCGGAAGCGCGCUCAAGUACGUGCUCGCGCUCACGUCGCUGCACCUUUCGUGGAACAAGAUUCGGGGCGCCGGGGCGGCCCACCUCGCGCGCGGUCUGCAGCACUGCGCGACCUUGCGGACGCUCGAUCUGUCGUGGAAUUCAUUCGGGUCGCUCACGUCGUCCGAGGCGCUUGUCGCGCUCUGCGACGCUCUGCAGCUCAACAAGGUCCUCACGCAUCUGGAUGUGAGCUACAACCGCCUGCGCAAUGGCGACUGCGACAGCCUUGGCGCCGCGCUCGCCUCCAACCAGACGCUGCGGGGACUGCACCUGGCCGGCAACGAUUUAGAAGCUGACGCGUACGGCUUUGUGCUGCCAAACGCGACGCCGAAUGACCCUGCACUCGCCCAUAUCUUUACCCGCAUCGGCGCCAACAGCCACGUCGACCGACCGUUUGUAUGGGAAAAGCGGUCCAACUGCUGGCUCUGCGAGCACUGGGUCGAGACGCGGCUGGUCUGGCGCCAAGGUGGCCAACGACCCAAGAGCGUCGUUUUGCGCGCCGAGUUUGACUAUUGGAAGCCACACCACCUCUUCCCGAGCGCGAUCGAACCGUCGGUUUGGGAAGUGUUCCGCAUGGUGCCGCCAGGAACCUCCCAGUUCUUCUUUGUCGUCGACGAUGCCGUCGUCACGACCGAUGUGCACGUGACAGCGCAAUUCCAGAGCCGGCUGUGGGGCGGCGUCAGCAACCGCCCACGCGACCUUGAGCUUCCGUCCCAGUCGCUUGUCAAUACUGUCUCGAUCGUUCGCGACGACGCGUCCGGGUCCAAGGCACUCCCGCGACUCGCGACGCCAGCGCCAGGGCGCGUCGACGACUGGUUCCCCAAGUCUGUCUUUGCAAGUUACCACCAAGACACGGCGUCCGUGCUCAAUGAUGCGUUCGAGGUCGACUGGUCGACGUCACGGCUGCCCAAAAUGGCCAAGGAAGCCGGUCACGUCGACGCGCUCAAGGCGGUGCUAAGCAGCCAUUUUGCCUUGCUCAAAGGCGUGUUCCGGCACUACGCCACGAGCGGCGGCGCCGACCCGUUCACGCUCGGUUCGAAUGCGUUCGCUGACUUUUUAACCGACGCCGACAUUGUCGACACGAACACGUGCACGCGCGCCGAAGUCGAAAUGUGCUUUAUCGCUGCGAGCUCGUCCGGCCCGAAACUCAAAUGGAACACGCGCCGGAGCUUGUUUCGGUUUCAGUUUCUCGAGGCGCUCGUCGCCCUCGCGUCGUCGAAAUUUCUCAAAUCCAAACGCGCACCGACGAUCGUGGCCGCCGUGCAGCUUAUGAUCGACCAGCACGUGACGCGCGCGACGUGGCAUGACACGCAGACCUAUCGCGGCGCAGCCCUCCACACGCCGGCGCUCGACGUCGUCUUCAAGGACCACUUGUACGUGCUCAAGGAGCUCUUUGGCCUCUUCGCCGGCUCCAUCGACAUCGGCGACGGACGCGGCAAGCGACUCAGCUACGCCGAGUUUCUCAGCCUCUGCGAACAAGCGCAGAUCAUCGACGAAGGCCUCGCGACGCGCGACGUCAAGCUCGCACUGGUGCGCGCCAAAGAAACCGAGGUGUUUGACGCGAAUGGCGACGGGGAAGAGUGGAAGAAAAUUGGGUUUUCCGAGUUUUUAGAAGCGUGCGCGCGGCUAGCGGACGCCAAGGACCUUUGCCCGUUUUACCAGCGCGUCAAAAGCAGCGUCUAUACGCACGGGACAGCGCCGAGCGACGUUGUCGCCUACAACUUUCUUCAAGUGCACUCGACGCCCUUGAAAGACUGGGCGCCCACUACAGGCGACGUGGCGCUCAAGCUUCCCGUCGUGCUCAAACUGCUCUGCGUGCCAGUGCUGCGCGCCCGCAAGCUACCCAUGGCGCCACUUCUCGUCAAGCAGAUUUCGCUCGUCGCCGCCAAGCUCGCAGGAAUCGCGAUCGCGUAA
Messenger RNA from Saprolegnia diclina VS20, 2838 nucleotides. RefSeq lists its product as hypothetical. The transcript is spliced from 10 exons. The coding region runs from base 1 to 2838 and encodes 945 amino acids. Gene Ontology annotation, molecular function: protein binding. Lineage: Eukaryota; Oomycota; Saprolegniomycetes; Saprolegniales; Saprolegniaceae. The record is from RefSeq and is a predicted model, not a curated record.